AUGGCUAUUGCCAACAGCGUGAUCAUCUUUGGUCCAAGUGGCUCCGUGGGCUCAGCCACAGCUCUCCAAGUCUAUCGAGCAGGGGUCAAAGUCACUCUUGCACUCCGAGAUCCAAGGAAGCCAGUUCCAGCCUUGAUUGGUAUUAGCGCAGAAAAGGUCCAGGCCGAUCUCACGAAGCCCGAGUCAAUCCAAGCGGCUGUCCGCCAGAGCGGGGCAAACUCUGCCUUCAUAUAUACAAUUUUCGGGACACCCGACCACAUGAGAGCCAGCAUUGUGGCCCUCAAAGAGGCCGGCAUCGAGAUGGUCGUGCUACUGAGCAGCUACACAAUCCAGAGCGAUAUCCACUCCGUCUCUCCAGAUGAGUAUGUGCCAUGGGUGCACGCCCAAGUGGAAAUCUCCCUUGAAGAAAUCUACGGCAAAGACGGCUUCGUCGCCGUACGCCCCUGCUACUUCGCCAGCAAUAUCCUCUGGUCCAACGCAGGUAUUCAAGCUGGACAAGUCCGACAUGCCAAUCCGGAAGCUGAGUACGACUGGAUUUCUCCCGAGGAUAUCGGUCGAGUUUGUGGAUCGAUCUUGGCGCGCGGCUUGAAGGAUAGGGUGGUUUGGCUGAUGGGUCCUGAGAAAAUGGCACUUAAGGAUGCAGUUGGGGUGGUUUCUCGUGCUCUUGGAAGGGUGAUCACGGUCACCAAGAUUACUGCGGCGGAGGCGCUGGAAGAGCUCGUGAAGAAUGGGACACCGGAGGGAACUGCCGGGUGGAUUGUGCGGUAUAUUACUGAGGACGCUGGAUAUGAGUUCAAGACUGCUGUGUUUGAGGAGGCAGCAGGUAAUGUUCUCAAGUAUACGCAUCGAGUUCCUGUGAAGUUUGACCAGUGGGUUUGUGAGAAUAUUCGCAGGUUUGAUGCAUAGAAGUAGUUAAGAGAGAGUGCGAUGGAGAUAUGCGUCCUGCCUGUUCUCUAGCACUUGAGUUCAUCUUUGUCCUCGUAAUUACACCAGCGAGAUGCAGGCGGCCGCUCAUUGGGAGUAUAUUCUCGCCCGUCGAAUGAUUGUUGUAGAGUCCCGCCAGGUGCUUUCUCUCAAAG
Molecule: messenger RNA, 1079 nt
Organism: Penicillium brasilianum
Lineage: Eukaryota; Fungi; Ascomycota; Eurotiomycetes; Eurotiales; Aspergillaceae
Source: the annotation of a GenBank genome assembly